AUGCAAAAUUGGGAAAAUAUUGAAGAAUACGUAGCUGAUCAGGCUCGAGUUGGACCAGGCGAGCAGGGAAAGCCAGUCCAACUCCCGAAGGACGAACUUGUCGAACGUGAAGCUGUUAAGAAUUUUAAGGAGUGCUGUACUUCCGGAAAUUCGAAAAAUUUUGCGAAUGGUUAUAAUGCGUAUAUCUCGGAUCUGAUUUCACUGAAUCGAUCUAUGAAAGAUAUUCGUCAUCCACAGUGCAAACAAAUGCAGUAUCAUUCCAAACUUCCGAUGGUUUCAGUAAUUUUUCCUAUGCAUGAAGAGAGUUAUAAGGAGAUUAUAAUAGUGGAUGACUUCAGUGAAAAACCAUUUUUGAAGAAACCUUUCGAAGAUUUCCUGAAACACGAGAAAAUUGACCACAUUGUCAAAGUGCUCCGAACCAAGAAAAGAGAAGGUCUGAUUCGUGCACGUCAGCUUGGUGCGGAAAAAGCGACUGGAGAAAUUCUUGUUUUCUUGGAUUCGCACUCAGAAGCGAACUAUAAUUGGUUACCUCCACUAAUCGAUCCGAUCGUUGAAGAUUAUAGAACGGUCGUAUGUCCUUUUGUUGACGUGAUCGAUUGUGACACCUACGAAAUCCGUCCUCAAGAUGACGGAGCGCGAGGUUCGUUCGAUUGGGCAUUCAACUACAAACGCUUGCCGUUGACAAGGAAAGAUCGUGAAAAUCCCACGAAACCGUUCCCCAGUCCUGUGAUGGCUGGUGGUUAUUUUGCCAUUUCGACAAAUGGUUCUGGGAACUCGGCGGUUAUGAUGAUGGACUGGACAUUUGGGGUUGGCGAACAGUAUGAGCUGAGUUUUAAGAAUGCCGGAGUAGGAGACUUCAUUAGUAGAAAUUAUAGAAGAGUUGCUGAGGUGUGGAUGGAUGAAUACAAGCACAACUUGUACAAGCAUCGCGCAACGUGUGAUAUAUCUCGCAAAAAGGCGUGUUCAGCGAGCGGCCUUAAGACGGCAAAGCAUUCGAAGCUGCGUUCAUGCAAAGAUAGUGGCCAGUUCGAUCAGGACAAGUAUUAUCCAGCUGUGGAGCCAAAGCCAUCAACGAGCGGGGAGUUGCGCAAUAAAGGUGCAGGAAUGUGCGUGGACACUCAGUUUAAGCAGGCACAUCAACGGUUCGGAUUACGAAAAUGUAUCAGUGAUGAUCCCAAUGGUGGCGGCGAGCAGAAUCUUCGGCUGACUCGGUGGCAUGAUAUUCGUCCUUUAGGGCGCUCGGUAUGCUUUGACGCGUCCUCGUCAGAAGAUAAAGCCCCUGUUGUGUUGUUUGAUUGGUUAGUGACACUUGUUGUUUUUCACAAGGAAAGCGAAAAAUCAUGUUGUGUUUUCAGUCAUAGUAUGAAAGGGAACCAACUCUUCAAAUUUAACGUUGAUACGGGAUUGAUUUUUCAUCCGGCAAGUUUGCGAUUUGAUUUUGAUCCUUUCUCAUUACGGUAUUGUUGUCCGUUACUACAGGUGUCGGGUCAGUGCCUAUCAGCUGAACCAGACGGCUCAGGUUUUGUAUUUAUGCAGCGCUGUGAUGAAAAUGCUCCUACUCAGAAAUGGGUUUGGCAGGUCGUGGACAGACAAUUACUGGAGGAAAGACAAAAUGCAGAAGCUAAGGAACGUGACUGA
Molecule: messenger RNA, 1638 nt
Organism: Ostertagia ostertagi
Lineage: Eukaryota; Metazoa; Nematoda; Chromadorea; Rhabditida; Trichostrongylidae
Source: the annotation of a GenBank genome assembly